This is a messenger RNA of Anoplopoma fimbria (sablefish), 508 nucleotides long. RefSeq names its product von Willebrand factor A domain-containing protein 5A-like. The record is from RefSeq and is a predicted model, not a curated record. The transcript has 3 exons. The annotation marks the transcript as partial. Lineage: Eukaryota; Metazoa; Chordata; Actinopteri; Perciformes; Anoplopomatidae.
AAAGCUGCUCGCCCAAACAGCCAGCCAGAGACCCUUUGCUGCAGCUGGUCUCCCUCCAGAAGGCGUCUGGCUGCUGGGUGCUGGAUCCAGCUCUGGCUGCUGCACUGGGAAAGACCAGCGAGGAGGUGGAAAAGCCCAAGCCUGCAUCGGUGAACCAGGAAGUGUGGCCACCAUCCUGGCUCUGAUCUGGCUUCAUGGUUUCAAGAUGGACGCUCAGGAAGAGUGGGAGCUUCUGGCUAUGAAGGCUGUGUCAUGGCUCCGAGCUCAGAAAGCAUCCUGUGUAAUGGAGUGUGUGGAAGCAGUAAAUGCUCUGUUGGGUUGCAACGUGCAGAAAAACGUCCUGGGGCUCUGAGGUUUUCAUUAAAGGGGCUUCUCCUUCAGGAUUGGUACACAGAAGCAGAUUUACUCCAUCCUACAAUAUUUACUUCAAAUCAAAGUAUGCCUUUCAUGUCAAUUUGUGUCUAAAUCAACUGCAAAUUAAACUAAAAAAACCAAGCAUUAUUUGCAU